Molecule: messenger RNA, 2855 nt
Organism: Cylas formicarius (sweet potato weevil)
Lineage: Eukaryota; Metazoa; Arthropoda; Insecta; Coleoptera; Brentidae
Exons: 14
Coding region: 221-2251 (676 amino acids)
Biological process (GO): negative regulation of centriole replication
Molecular function (GO): microtubule binding
Source: RefSeq, a predicted model, not a curated record
UCGGACAGCAGAUAGUUAUCUGCACAAGGUGGGGCAUGGUAAUGUUCGCUGCAACAACCGAUACGGCCCUAACUGAAUAAAUAUUGUAACUGUACACCCGCAGUGGCCGCGUUUAGUACGAUAAUUCCGUUGACAGUAAUCAUACUAACAGACUCCACGUCAGUGUAUGGCUUCUGAGCCACAAACAAAAAAAACCCGGGUGUUUAAUUACUGAAACCUAAUGAUUGGCUCAUUCUGGAAUUUGUGUAGAGCUUGUCCCUCGAUGCCCGUCGAUAAGCUUCACUCCGAAUAUCGGAGUACUUACCGAUGGCAUGAGUAUACUGGGCCCAGGCAAGAAGUAGUGAGGAGACCUCCACAAGCCAAUGCGGUGCCAGCAGCUGGUCUAGCGAACGAUCAUAACUCUAAGAAUACCGCCGAAGAUGACUUCCAAACUGAUUCCGCGCCCAAGCAAGAACCAGCGAUGCCUAGAAGGAAAAAAUACCCCGAUUUAGCGUACAGACACCACGAAUUUCUAAUAAGUGACGGAGUGGCCGGCGGGGUAGAUACUAGGGCAAGGUCGGAAGAACGAUUUGGGUCUCAGUGGAGGCCUUCCAGGCGCAGCAAGUCGGAGGGACCCUCGCGUAGUGGCGUAUCAGAGGAUCCGGGAGAACGGCGUAGAGAAUCGGACUCUGAUGUGGAAAAUAUGGGUCGUGAGAACGGUCUUCUGCGGAAAGCGAUUUCAAAAAUUAGCACCGAAUAUCGUCGACAAUUCGCUUGGCCUUCUGGUCAUACGUCGCGAGGAGACGAAAUAGACUCUGCUCCACGAAAAUCGCAAUCAAUGGGAGCUCUUAAGGCGAACGCUAACGCUAUGGUCCACAAAAAACGGAUCGAUAACGAAAAUAGAGACGCGAGCGAAUUGGAGCCGUUGGUAGAUGAUAAAUGCAAUCGAGAAAAAUCGAAGGAAGAUUUUAAUAGUGAGUAUAAAAAAAAGUUUAGGCCAUUUAGUCAUUACCAAUAUAUAAGUGGACGAUUUUCUUCAUCCCAACGACUGCGUGCUGAAAUUGAAAAUGUACAUAAAGAUUUUUCUGCAGACUUGGAUAAUGACUCAUCAUGGUACCGCGAAGUUGUUGAGCUUCGCAAAAAGGCCGGAGAGUACAAGCAUCGUGGAUGGGGUAGUGAAUUGGCCCCGGAGAGAUUAGCGGAUAUUUAUAACAAACAAGUCGAAUUAUGGGACCAGGUAUCAAGAAGGAGCUCUUUAUCGGCAUUGUCCCUAGCUUCCCACAUGACAAAAACUUAUACGAAAGACGAAAAGGAUGACGACAAUAAUCGAAAAAGUUCACCGAAUAAAGCGUAUCGGAAUGCCGAAAAUAACGCCAGAAUGAUUAGAGAUAUUAUCAGGCACCAUUUGGAACGUACCACAGGCGGACCAGAUUUCGACGGUUUAAUACUGUCGCCGACUAGAGAAAAACUCGAACCGACCAUACCUAGAAAGGACGACGAUUCUCGGGGUUCUCAGAAGAACAGUCCCAAGAAAAGUUCUCCGAUGAAAACCACAAAACGUGGCAGUCAAAAGGGAAAACAAGGCGGGCCCCAAAAAUUGCGUUCCCAAUCCGUCGGACCUACUAGCGAGCCGAUCGAAAAAACGGAAAGGCAAUCACCUAAACGCCAAUCGAGAUCUUCGGUAAAAGAAGGAAGAAAAUCGACUUCGAACACACCUUCGAACAAAAGACCUCGCCCCUCCUCCCUGAACACCACCGCCUCAUCCCAAUCUAAAUCCAGUUCGGUAGUAACUAAAAAUGAAGACGAUCGAUUGGCCAAAUCAAAUAAAAAUAAAUCAUUAGGUACAAUAGACUCAUCUAAGCAAAACCAAAAAGUAGGCAGAAAAGGAAGCGACGAAGCUGGCGAGCAUCCAAAAUCGGAAACGAUAAUUACGAACGAAGCAAAGAAGAACGAAGUUAACGAAGAGCCGGGAAGUAUAGACUACGAGCCAGUUGUCAAAUCACCGCCAGAACCUACGAGGGUAAAAUCGCCCGAGCAAAUUAUCAUGCGAUCUCCUGAUCCCGUCAACUGGACUGUGCCUUUGGACACUGGCAAAACGUUUACAGUCACACAAAACGUUCACGAAGGCGACUUAGGCAGCCGACCUCACAGUGAAGUGAAAGCCUGGACACCCCCGGAAAUGCCGCCUCCCGUGGCCCAGUCGGCCCCGCCCAUGCUGACUGAUGAUAAGUCUAAGGAACAAGCAGGUAUGGAUUUAGCAGUGAAAGCAUGAGCUCGGGCCGAGGCAGGGUCAUUACUGCACAGUGUAAGACUUCCUCAUCCACCAUAGUACGUUCCCGUAAGUACAAUGCACCACCGUCAGCGAACAAAAAAAAGGAAGUAAAGUCGAAAACGAGCACAUUGUACUGUGCCGUUACAAACAGGGUAGUAGCCAAAAAUUCAAUAGACACUUGUGAAAUGAAGUACCGUUUACGAAGCCCGCUGCCCUUAUUUAAGCCACAUUUAGCCUCUGUAAUAAUUAAACGUUUAACGCUUAGGAAUACAUACGUUUCAUGCUGUCCAAUCUGUACCGAGUCCGUCAUAUUUCAUAGCAGGAAGUCUCAACCUUUUUACUUUUAGCUAAACCGACGGAAAAAUGUUCCAACGUCCCGUUUUUUACGAAAUUUCGAAUGAAACCCGAUCUCUUAUCAGUGCACUCGUGUUUCUGCCGAAGAGGUUUAUUAACUUAACAUUGUCGUUGAUAUAACGUUCGUAUAUAUUUUGUGUAGAUGCCUUCGCUUGCAUACUUUUAUCGUUAAUUUAGCGUACAUCGAACGCACUUAUUUAUUGAUAUUAUAAAUUGGUAAAGAGUUAUAUAUAUAUAAAGUUUCUGUUAA